UUUAAAUGCUUUAUUAAUUGUUCCCCGUUAGUCUUGUGAUGUCUACAGCUGCAUGCUGACACUCGCUUUUACCUAUAAUACCGUUAUAUCGUCGCUGAAGAAGAAAUGAGUUACUUUGAGAAGUCGUAUCCUCGAGAUGGCUUUAUAUUAAUCCCCAAUCAGAAUAAUUCCUCGCAUUACGGAGAGCAACAGAACGUCGCUGAUAAAUGGAAUCAUUUCUUCCUGAAUGGCUCUAAUGUUGAGGUGGAUAUUGAAUCCAGUAGCGACUCGAAUAAAUCCGCUAGAAACUCGUGUUCCUCAAGUAUUGAUUCAUCGACAAGUUUUGAUGGCUCUACUGGAGCAGAACGACGCCUGAAUACGAACAAUAGUUCAUGUGUAAGCCCAACUGGGAAAAAUAUUUCAUUCCGUAAUGGUGUCUCAAAGCAAAAAUCUGACGGAUUAUGUCAGAUAACAAUGUCAAAUAAGCCUUCCACAUUACAGCAUUUUAUAAACGACCCAGUAAAAGAGUUUGGUUGUAAUAAAGAAAUGGAAGGCUCACGUCUUGAUGAUGAUAACGAAGAAUUAGAUCACUAUGAAGCACUACCGACGCACAUAUCAUCUAGGUUAAACAUUGAGAACUUCGACAGAAUGGAAAGACUUAAAAUAUCAAACGGUGAAAAUGGGAUGUUAAAGAGUGUUAAGGGAACGGUAAGAGGCUACAAGAAUAUGGUGCGACGUUAUUCAGCUUCAUUUAACUCAAAAGGACAUGUUAUUCCUCCUUCAGACCAGGCUUUGAACGAAAAUGAAGAAAAAAUUAUAAUUUAUACGACCUCUAUGACAGCCGUUCGUGCCACGACAGAUGCAUGUUCCUAUGUAAAGAAAGUGUUUAAAAAUAGAGGUCUUCCCUUUGAGGAACGUGAUGUAUUUAUUCAUAAGGAGCAUCAGAAAGAAAUGCAAAAUCAUUUGGGAAGAGGGCUGAGUUUACCUCAAGUUAUAAUCAAUGGAAUUCAUAUUGGGGGGCUAAAAGAAAUAGAGGAAUUAAACGAAAGUGGCAAAAUAUCAUCUGUUACUGCAGGCUAUCAGCGUCGUUAUGGAAUGAAAGAUUGCGAAAGAUGUGGUGGACGAAGAUUUAUAAAUUGUCUUUCAUGUGGAGGAAGUAAAACAAGUCGUAAGCACAGAAUUAACCGAGAAAUCUGCUCGUUACGCUGUACAACAUGCAAUGAAAACGGUUUAGUACCUUGCCCUGAUUGCGGUGCUUUACACGAAAACAAAGAAUGACAAGAUUCCUACUUCAAACUUGUGGAUCAUGAUAGUCGUUCUUUAUCACGAACGUAUACGUAAAUAACCAAGGCUGGUCCUUGCUCUUGGAAAUGAACAAUGAUAUCUGAUGGAUUUGACAUUGAACUACAGAUUCUAUUAAGAUUACUUUCGCAUGAUCAUCAUUUUCCAAACAGAUUCCUACAUUUUAGUCACGGUCAGAUCAUGCAACGUUCUACUAAUUUAUUUGAAAGAAUGUUUUUAAGUUAUUUAUAAUUAAAUGAUUAAGUAUUUUUUAAUAUGCAGCGCUCAAUGUUUAUAUAAUAGUGGACAAUACUCAACAGUUGAGCUAACUGCUUCCAUUACUGAAUGUUAGCAGUUUUAUGUAAAGCAAAAAUAGAUGUACGUUUAAUUUAUAAUUAUGGAUAAUUUCUGUCCCAAUAUUCUAUAGAAGUAAAUAAAACAUGUAACCUUAAUUGAUGAGGAAUACUGAAUCAGUAAAAUGCCCUCGCAAUAUAGGUUUAAAUCCAUGAUCCAUGAUGCAUGCAGCAAUCUACUGGUUACCUGGUUCAGUCUAGAAUUUACCACUGACACGUGUACAACAGUGAACACACACAACAGUAUAUACAAGAGUCACUGUAUGCAUUAUCUAAAUUGUAGUACAAAAUAUUAGUACAACGCUGACGGUGCUCCAGCAGGCGCAGGCUAUUCGGCUGCUCCUAAAGCGAUGUGUAUAAAAAUAUUUAUAGUUAUAAACGAAAAGAAUGCAAUCGAUGAAAUUGGUGGGAAGAGAAAGCUGACUUAAAGCCCUAACGUCCCUGCAAACAUCCCAAUUCUUGGUCAGUAUUUUUUACUGCCGAGAGUGCUGCUAGCCGUUCCUACUUAAAUCUUUUGACAAAGAAUUGAAAGUAAAAGUAAAACUGAAUGUAGUCACAGAGAUGUAAUACUGCUAUAUUCCAUGACUAAUUAAUCGCCUUGGGCCUACACAAAUGGUAGUAUA
Molecule: messenger RNA, 2236 nt
Organism: Dendronephthya gigantea
Lineage: Eukaryota; Metazoa; Cnidaria; Anthozoa; Malacalcyonacea; Nephtheidae
Product: glutaredoxin domain-containing cysteine-rich protein CG12206-like
Exons: 4
Coding region: 106-1257 (383 amino acids)
Biological process (GO): sensory perception of sound
Source: RefSeq, a predicted model, not a curated record